UUGCAUUUAAGCACAAAUUAACAAAUCAAACAAACAAAACAGUGUAAUUAAAUUAAAAUAGCGCAUACGACGCGUUGGACACGCGGCUACAAAAUGUCAACGCGAAUGUUUUGAGUGAAAUGCCAACGAGUGUGUGCAUUGAACAUUGAUAAAUUGAUUUACAUAUGCAAAACAAUUGAAAAAACAAAGCACACAAACAAAUAAACAGAGCAAAAGCAACAGCAACAUCAACAACAACAACAGCGCGUACAAAAUGCCGGCGUCAAGUGGAUUAUAUCACAUCAAGCGCGGGCGUGUCCUUGACAGCGCGCAAAAAAGCACGACGCUCAUUUUUAUAGCAUUUAUGGCGGCAUGCAGCACUUGCGGCAACAACAUGACAGCAGCAACACCAGCAGCAGCACCAGCAACAGCAACAGCAGCAAUAACAAUGGCGCCACAUAGCGGAGCAGCUGGCAGGCCAAGUGAAGAAUUACCACAGCGUAUAAAUCAAAAUUUAAUUAUGUCGCCAAGACUUGCCGACGCCUCGACAGCCGCAUUGACAGCUUCAGCUUCAGGCGGUGGCAGCAGCAUCACCAGCUUCGAUUCGAAUCGCUUGCAUGAUGAGAAGCAGCAGCAGCAGCAGCAGCCGCCCACACACCUGCAACAGCAAUUGGAGCAGCUACAGCAGCAUCAGCACUCACGCAUACAAGCCAAAGAUACCGCAGGGCCUUAUCCGUUGUCGCCGCAGCGUCCGGAGCCCGUUGAGAAUCACCUGGAGGCGACCAAUGGCAAUGGCAAUGGCAUCGAUGGUGCCGAUAAUGUCUUCGGCACGCCCAUGUACUUCGGCACCGAGAACUCCACGCUGGUCACCACCCAAAUUGGCGCCACCGCUCACGUGCCCUGCACCGUUCAUCACAUUGGCGAGGGUGUGGUAUCCUGGAUACGCAAAAAGGAUUAUCAUCUGCUUACGGUCGGCUUAACAACCUACAGCAGCGAUGAGCGCUUCAGCGCUACGCACUUGAAACACUCUGAGGACUGGACGCUGCAGAUCAAAUUUGUGCAGCUACGCGAUGCGGGCGUCUAUGAGUGCCAAGUGUCGACGCAUCCGCCAACAUCAAUAUUUUUGCAUCUGAGUGUUGUCGAAGCACGCGCUGAAAUAUCAGGACCGCCCAUACGUUAUCUAACGCCAGGCUCGCUGCUGCGCCUGCAGUGCCGCGUGGUGCAGAAUACUGAAGCAUCGGAAUAUAUAUUCUGGUAUCACGACAACCGCAUGAUUAAUUAUGACAUUGAUCGGGGCAUUAAUGUGUCAACCGAACCAGACUUUCAAUCAUCGGAGCUUACAAUACAGCGCACUCGACGCGAGCACUCGGGCAAUUUUACGUGUGUGGCCAGCAACACGCAGCCGGCGAGCGUAUUGGUGCACAUAUUCAAAGGCGAUAAUCCAGCGGCUAUGUAUCAUGGUCAUGUGGGUGGCUCAACCAAAACAACGCAAUGCCAUUUGCACAAUCUGAUGGCCAUCAUUGCCAUUGGCUAUCGGAUAUUCCACACAAGUGUAUAUAUGAAGAUUGUCUAAUUGUCUAACAUAAGCAAAUGGUAAACUGCAUUUUGUAACUAUUGUCAUCAUUAGCUAUAGAACUAUUUACACACACACACACAUACAAACAACUUUUGCAAGCAUUAGACAUAAAUAAUAUAAAUUAAGCCAUCAAAGCACAUCAUCUUUCAACACUUUCUACUCUCCCCAUCUCUUGCUAAUCACAGCAUAAAGCAUAGAAAUAGAUUUGUUUAUGCCACUCAUUGUAUUAUGUUUAUUUAAAGCUUAACUUAUGCUUAAGCUACAUUUGUUGUUUGAGUUUGCUCAGUUACUUAUUAACAUUGCAAUCAAAGAAUUGCAAAAUUAUUGCAGCUAGCUCAAUAUAAUUGAUAUUAAAUUUAAUCUUUUAAGUACUGCGAU
Drosophila busckii is the source of this 1933-nucleotide messenger RNA. RefSeq lists its product as uncharacterized. NCBI's taxonomy places the organism in Eukaryota, Metazoa, Arthropoda, Insecta, Diptera, Drosophilidae. Gene Ontology annotation, biological process: synapse organization. Gene Ontology annotation, cellular component: neuron projection membrane. Bases 254 to 1552 code for a protein of 432 amino acids. The transcript has 7 exons. The record is from RefSeq and is a predicted model, not a curated record.